This is a messenger RNA of Cavenderia fasciculata, 984 nucleotides long. RefSeq lists its product as uncharacterized. The transcript is spliced from 4 exons. The coding region runs from base 1 to 984 and encodes 327 amino acids. Lineage: Eukaryota; Evosea; Eumycetozoa; Acytosteliales; Cavenderiaceae. The record is from RefSeq and is a predicted model, not a curated record.
AUGGAAAAUAUGGAACCAUUAUUUAAACUCCUCAGUGAUUUUAAUGUAGAGGAUUUACCACCAAAGAGUGAAAAGAUGAUAACAAUUAGAAAUUCUGAUACUUUACCAAAAGUAUUUGAAACACUUUCAAUUAAUAAUAUUUUAUCAGCACCAGUUAUGAAUGAAAAUAAUCGACCAAUUGGAUUGGUAGAUUUUGUCGAUAUUGUUUGUUGUGUAGUUCAAAUUAUUAAACAUACAGAUCUAAUGGGAAAUGAUUAUUAUUCAUUCCUUGAAAGAGAUGAUUUAUUUACACAUACCUAUGCUUCUUAUAUUACUGAUUUAUCAGAAAGAAAUCAAUAUAUUCCAGUAGUAAAAGGAGCAUCAUUAUUGGAAGCCAUUACAGUAAUGGCAAAGAACCAAGUAAAUAGAGUACCAAUUGUAACCAAUGACUUUUCAAAUGGAGAACAAGGUAACCAAGUAGUCAACCUAGUCACUCAAUCUGCCAUCCUCAACUUUUUGGCCAAACACAUUGACAAGCUCGGAGAAUGGGGUACCAAGUCACUCUUAGAUUUAGGUUUCCAUGAAAAACCUGUCAUCUCUAUCAAUUUCCAUAAAACUGCAAUUGAAGCAUUUGAAUUAAUGGCUGAACAUAGAGUAAAUGGUAUAGCAGUAGUUGAUGAUAAAGGAGUUAUUAUUGCAAACAUUAGUGCAAGAGAUUUAAAGGAACUAUUAAAUGAAACUAGAAUAUUUGAGAAUCUGUAUCUCACUGUCGGUGAAUUCAUCUCUCGUGUACGCCAACAAGACUACAAGGCAGUACAUCCAAGUAUCAGUUGCAACAUGAACGACUCGUUGGACAAGUUGAUGACUCGUAUGUGUGCCGCCAAGAUUCAUCGUGUCUAUGUAGUCGACCAAGAUCGCAAACCUGUCGGUGUCAUCUCUCUACACGACAUUCUUGAAAAGAUUCUUGAACAAUUAACUUUACCAGAUGUUCAAAUUAGAAGUUAA